This is a messenger RNA of Penicillium soppii, 813 nucleotides long. RefSeq names its product PQ-loop repeat-containing protein. NCBI's taxonomy places the organism in Eukaryota, Fungi, Ascomycota, Eurotiomycetes, Eurotiales, Aspergillaceae. The record is from RefSeq and is a predicted model, not a curated record. Gene Ontology annotation, biological process: phospholipid translocation; retrograde transport, endosome to Golgi. The coding region runs from base 1 to 813 and encodes 270 amino acids. The transcript has 4 exons. Gene Ontology annotation, cellular component: trans-Golgi network; endosome.
AUGUCGCUCUUUCAGAUGAUCUUUGAUUAUGCCGCGCCUGUGUUUCUCAUUACCUCACCUCUCACCUCCUACGCGGACCAGAUCGUGAGCAUCCAUCGCUCAAGGAGUUCAGCCGGUUUCUCCUUGGAUAUCCCUUUGAUUAUGCUUGUUUCCUCGAUCUUGAAGGUUUACUAUUGGUUUGGAGAAUACUACUCUGGGACUUUGCUCACACAGGCAAUUGUCAUGAUCAUCGUUCAAUUGGUGAUGCUCAAGGUUGCGCUGGACAACCGGCCUUCAACCGGUGGACGCAAUGGAAUUGAGCAUGCGCCUUUCAGCGGUGCUGGCUCCAACGCUACCGCGAGGCCGUAUGAAUUUUGGCAGUGGAAGAACGACAAGCCAUACUGGAUGUUCCUCGCCUAUUUCGUCGGAAUCCUCGGUUUCAUUCACUUGACCCCAAUCGCUCAAUCAGACUACUAUAUCAGUUUGCUCGGCUACGUUGGACUCGCAGUCGAAGCCACCCUCCCCGUCCCUCAGAUCGUCGCCAACCACCAAUCCGGCUCAUGCAAGGGCUUCCGAGUAUCCGUCAUUGCAGCAUGGAUUCUCGGUGAUACCAUGAAGAUGAGCUACUUCUUCAACAGCUCCGAGACUAUCCCAUGGGCGUUCAAGCUCUGUGGCAUGUUCCAGUGCGUGUGUGACUUCUACCUUGGCUUCCAGUUUUAUAUGUUCUCCCGGAAAUCGACCCCUACCCACUCCCGACACACCUCUCAAGCUGUGGGCGGGUCUGAUCAGAAUGGUCGUUGGGGCCAUGAGCCGAAGGACAUUCGCAUGAACUGA